This is a messenger RNA of Xyrauchen texanus (razorback sucker), 2224 nucleotides long. Its product is annotated as prostaglandin D2 receptor 2. Gene Ontology annotation, biological process: complement receptor mediated signaling pathway; positive regulation of cytosolic calcium ion concentration; phospholipase C-activating G protein-coupled receptor signaling pathway. NCBI's taxonomy places the organism in Eukaryota, Metazoa, Chordata, Actinopteri, Cypriniformes, Catostomidae. The transcript has 2 exons. Gene Ontology annotation, cellular component: plasma membrane. The record is from RefSeq and is a predicted model, not a curated record. The coding region runs from base 143 to 1450 and encodes 435 amino acids. Gene Ontology annotation, molecular function: G protein-coupled receptor activity; complement receptor activity.
AGGAAUGAUGAAAAACACCUGAAAGACAGACAAGGGGACAAGGAAGAGACGAAGCAAUGUUCACAAAAGGAAGUAAGUGAGAGUCCAACAGAGCAACCGGAGAAGAUGCUCUGCGAAGAAGGUAUCACAGUAAACAGACUUUAUGAAAGAAAUGACUUCGUCGUUCCCUCCUAAUUCUUCCCUCAGUCCAUCAUCCCCCUCAGAGCUCCACUGUCCCCUUCUGCAGACAAUGGUCUCUCACACACUGAACAACGACACUCGUGUGAAUCUGGCGGUGGUCAGCGUGCAUGGGGUGGUGUCCUGUUUGGGGAUCCUGGAAAACAGCCUGGUGCUGUGGGUGCUCGGCUGCCGUCUUCGUCGAAAGACAGUUGCAGCAGUGUGGGUUCUAAAUUUGGCGCUGUCAGAUUUCCUUACCACUCUAACCCUUCCACUUUUCACUUAUUACCUACUGAUGGGUCACAGCUGGGAGCUGGGAGCCCCGCUGUGCGCUGCCCAGGCCUCCAUCUUUUUCCUCAACAUGUUUGUUUCUGCCUUCCUGUUGGCUGUGAUAUCGCUGGACCGAUGCUUGUUAGUGACCAAGCCGGUGUGGACUCAGAACCGGCGCACUGUGUCUGCAGCAUGGAAGAUCUGUGCCCUGGGAUGGUUGUGGGCUGCAGUUAAUGCAUUUCCGUAUUUCAUGUUCCGUUCUGUUGUGGUUAAAGAGGAUGGCCGUAAACUCUGCUACCAUAAUUUUGCACUCUAUUCCUCUCCAAGCACACUGCAUAAAGAUUGCAAGGUGCGGCAGGCAGCGACUGCAGUGUCCAAGGUGUUGUUGACUUUUGUUGUGCCACUGGUGGUCAUUGCCGUCAGUUAUGCUUCCUUUGCUCUAAAGCUGCAAGCUCGAAGAAAAAGGCUGAAGAGUAGGCGGCCAGGAGUGACCAAUGCUAAAAAGAGUGCAUCCAAAUUUUUCCGCAGCCUCUCCACUUCUUCUACAUCAGCUGGAGAAAAUGCAGCUCGACUCUCGCAAGGUUUUACAAAGAUGGUUGUCUCUGUGAUAGCAACUUUUAUUCUCUGUUGGGUGCCCUACCAUGUCUUCUGCCUGCUCGAGGUGGCAGCUCAGUACAUGCCACAGAUCGUGAUGCUAGUCGAGGUGUACUUGCCAGUGGCAACAACAUUUGCAUUCCUGAACCCUGUUCUCAACCCGAUAAUAUACACCUUCAGCUGUCCGCACUUCUGCACACGGAUCCGGCAGAGUCUAGAGGCAGUGUUCGAGGGGUUGGUGGAGGAAGCUGGACCAUUAGUGUUGGCUACAGGGAGGAUUAGGAGAAAAGGCCCAUUGUCCCCAAAUUCAGUCAGCACUCCCACCACCCCCAGCAUCCCUCGCAUCCAAUGCGACUCCCAGGGUUCCAGCAACCUCUUCAGCUUUAAAAGGUGCCCCGCAAAAGAGGGAGAGUGUGAAGAUAAAAUGUGACAUUUACUGAAAGAUUUAAAAGAUUUGGAUUCCUCUCCUUGGAGAACCUCAAGUUCCCUGUGAAACUUAGUCUUUAUUUUGGCAAGAACUCCAUCAAUGUUUCCUUCAGUAACCUUAUCAUUAGGGAAAUGUUUUGAUGCACUUGAAAUAAACAUUGAACAUAAACAUGAUUGAGAAUAUUUUAAAUGGUGCCUGAGGGUUCUUCAGAGGUUUUCGGCAGUGUGGCAUCUAAGGAAAUCCAAAUGUUUUUUUACAGUGUAUAUACAACAUAUAUCUCUGAUGUGAAAUAAAAUAUUCUUUCACUCUCGAGUACACCUCUGACUGUUCAUGACUGAUGUUUUUGAGAGGACUAUUGUUCACCAACUAGUGGUCAAAAUCAUAGAAUGGUCCUAUAAGACUUUAUUUGUCUUUUUGUCUUACUCUCUCUUCCUUUUUCGCCCACUGGGUUUGAUUUAAGCCAUAGUCAUGCUGGAUUACCUCUGAGGUUGUUGUGAUUUUGUGAAUAUUAAAGAGAAUGUUCUUCUAGUAAAAAAAAAUGGGACUAAAAACAAAAAUCCCACAAUCACAGACAAAGCAACAUGGCCCGUAUUCCUAUCUCACCUCUUUCACAUUGCUCAGAUUAAACCUUACCACACAUACAUACUAUAUACAACAUCACUGCUUAGAUUAACCUAACCCAGACCACACAUACACACAGACAACAUUACUAAAACAACAUUUGUAUUCUCACCAGUAUUUGCAGUUUCACAACAAUGUACACACAGGCAUACACAU